Molecule: messenger RNA, 2432 nt
Organism: Aspergillus alliaceus
Lineage: Eukaryota; Fungi; Ascomycota; Eurotiomycetes; Eurotiales; Aspergillaceae
Product: FAD-binding oxidoreductase
Exons: 5
Coding region: 412-2184 (590 amino acids)
Biological process (GO): lactate catabolic process
Cellular component (GO): mitochondrion
Molecular function (GO): D-lactate dehydrogenase (NAD+) activity; FAD binding; D-lactate dehydrogenase (cytochrome) activity
Source: RefSeq, a predicted model, not a curated record
GGGAAAUUGCCCUGAUUAUCGUACGAUCUCGGACAGAUUUCCAAUUGGAUAAAAUCUCUACUUUCUCUUUAAAUGUCCUUCUGUCGCAUGACGUCAACUAGCACAGUCCUCGGGGAGAACUGGUCCAACCCCGAGACUCUUGUUCAUGAGAUUAACACCUCUGGUUUCGGUUGACGCUUAGGAGAACGCUACCUCUGUACAGUAUUAGACAAAAGAUCCAUUCGACCGGCCAGAACAUCUAUAUCAAGGCCAUCCGCUAUAGCCGAGAAAGUGGAACCCUAGGCUCUCCAACGUCUUCAACCCUGGGAGACACAGUCGUUGUACGCUCGGUACGAAGCUAGGGAUUUUUUUUUGCCUCUACUCGCUUCCAUAGCUAUUAGCACUAAACUAGAAAAAUACCGCGCUCAAAAUAUGCUGAGGGUCGGCGCACGGGUAAGUCGCCCACCAACGUGGGCCAUCACUUCCAGACCUACUAGGUCGACCUAUCAUUCGCAGAGGAUAAACAGGCUUUUGGUUUCGAGGCAUUUCGUGACAGUGGGCGCCCAAUGCAGGCAGGAAGCUGAAGAUCCGGGUCAGGGGUCAUCUAGCCCUCAGCAAAAGCAAUGGACUACAGGAGCUCGCUUUGCCAUUGCUUCCUCCACACUCCUUCUCUCAGGUCUCGCCGGCUAUUAUAUAGGCAUCGGAAGAGAACUAGAACCAGGAUCGACAUCUACCACGUCGCUAGAAGAGUUCCCACUACCACAUCAUGAUACCUCGCCAUCCAACAUUCAAGCCGCUAUUGAAGAGUUCGUGAACGUUCUAGGUAAGGACAAGGUCACCAGUGAUAAGGAAGCUUUGGCACCCUAUGCGACCUCCGAAUGGUCGUCUUAUUCUCCCAAGGAAACCGAAGUCUCAUCAGUAGUCGUAUGCCCUUCGACCACAGAAGACGUCUCCCGUGUGAUGGAGGUCUGUCAUAGACGCAGACUGCCAGUGACGGCAUAUGCAGGAGGGACGAGUCUAGAGGGGCAUUUCGCACCGACGAGAGGAGGCGUCUGCAUUGAUUUCCAAAGCAUGGAUCAGAUCAUAUCCGUUCACAAAGAUGACUUGGACGUCGUGGUCCAGCCUGCUGUGCCGUGGGAAACGUUAAACGAAGAACUUGCCAAAGACGGGCUCUUCUUUCCUCCAGACCCUGGCCCUGGCGCUAUGAUCGGCGGCAUGGUGGGUACCGGUUGUUCAGGAACAAAUGCCUAUCACUAUGGAACAAUGCGUGACUGGGUAUUGUCUUUGACUGUAGUUCUAGCCGAUGGAACAGUUGUCAAGACCAGGCAGCGGCCACGGAAAUCCAGUGCAGGCUACGACCUGACUAGGAUGUUUAUUGGGAAUGAGGGUACGCUGGGCCUGGUUACGGAGGCGACUUUGAAGCUGGCCGUCAAGCCGAUCAACGAGGCAGCAGCAGUCGCAUCUUUUGCGUCAAUUCAUGAUGCAGCCAGUUGUGUGUCUGAAGUGGUUAAAAGGGGGAUCAAUAUUGCCGCCGUGGAGCUCCUUGAUGAUGUGCAGAUGAAGUGCAUCAACGCGAGCCAAUCCACCAGUCGUUCAUGGGACGAGGCCCCGACUUUGUUUUUCAAGUUCUCUGGCGCGCCAGAUGAAGUGAAGGAGAAGAUAUCGAUUGUCCAGAAACUGGCUGAGAGUGCUAACAAUAAGACCUUCACCUUUGCCCGCAGCGCGGAUGAGGUUGACGAGCUGUGGAGCGCAAGAAAGGUGGCGCUCUGGAGUAUUAUGCAGAUGAAGCAGCAGCCUACUGACCGUGUCUGGACCACGGAUGUUGCCGUACCAAUGAGUAGAUUACCAGAUAUCAUUGAACAGACUAGGGAGGAGAUUUCUAGCAGCGGUUUACUUGGAGGCAUCGUCGGGCAUGUAGGAGAUGGGAAUUUCCAUGCCAUGCUUCUCUUCAAUGACGAUCAACGUGAAAUUGCAGAGAGGGUUGUCCAUAACAUGGUCAAGCGUGCUGUUGAAAUGGAAGGGACCGUCACUGGGGAACAUGGAGUGGGCAUGGUCAAGAGGGACUACCUAGAACACGAACUCGGCACGACAGCGGUUGACGCUAUGCGCAGAUUAAAACAAGCCUUUGAUCCUCUUUGUUUGCUUAAUUGUGAUAAGGUUGUGCGAGUUCAAGUCCCAAAGCAGGGAGAAGUCCCCAAGUGGUAGAGAGUGAAGGUUGCUGCACUCGUAAGACCUCAUUACAUGGAACUAAUGGUACGGCACCAAGUAUUGCACUGGCGUUGAUUACUGGCUAUGUCUAUACUUGAUGCUUUAGUGCCUAUACCUACCUAUUAUCUAACGUAAAAUCCAGUAAAACGGUUCAGAGAGCUAAGACCAAGGUUACUAUACUUCUACUACACUUAUUAGUCCUGGUACUUCUAGUUCUACAAGUACUUUUACUAUAUAUUGUUUAC